AUGACUCGAGAUCGAUUUAUAUCCUCACAUGGUACAGUUCAAGUUUAUAUUCUUGAUGAUAUAACAAUGAUAAAACAACAUGGUGUUUCAGCCAUUUUAACACAACCAAUUCAUGUGGGUGGUGGACCUGAUUCUAAUUAUGUUCAUGGAUUUCUUGAAAGAUAUGGUCCUCUUUUUUGGACUCUCUCUGAAAUUCAAUCUCAUCGAACAUAUAUUAAUCCAAGUAAAAUUCAACUUUAUUAUUCAUCCAAAAUGCAUACAGAUCAUGGACGCAAUGUAUGGUUACCUAUAGAACGACUUUCAGAUGGAACCUAUCAACAUAGAGCUCGAUGGACUAAUGCACUUAAUGCAAUGUUCUCAAUUUAUCCAUUAUUAACUUACAAAUCAUUUGAUGAAGCAACAAUCAUGUUCAAAUAUAUGAUUUUCACUGGAAUGCCAUAUAAACGAUCACCUUGCUGGGGUAUUCAUCAGGAACCAAAUAGACUACUUAGUUAUUAUCCAUUUGAUAUACAAGAAUAUCGACGAGCUUAUUUAACAUUUUCAGAAUGGAUAUUGAAUAAUUUUGAAUUAUAUUCUAAAUUCGAAUUGACAUCUAUUCAAAAGAAAUUACAAGAGAGUCAUAAAUCAGAACAAAUACCUAUCUGUUAUGAACAAUGUCAAAAUCAAUCGUUUAGUAAUACAUCAUCAACAGAAACAACAUUUACUGGAGAUUAUAUUGCUGUUAUGAAUCGAGCCGGUAUCGGUCGGCGAGAAUUAACUAAUGCUGAUGAAUUAGUGGAAGCACUAUUGAAAGCAUUUCCUGAUCAUAAAAACCCUUAUCUACGUGUUUGGCCAAAACAAUUCGAUUUUAAUGAUGAUCUCUAUGAAACAGCACGAAUGGCUCGAUCAAUUCGUGUUCUUAUCGCAGUGCAUGGAGCUGGUAUAUCGAAUGCUAUUUUCAUGCGACCAGGUACGAUUCUCUAUGAAAUCACUCCACCUGGUUGUCGUAUGUUGACAUUUUUUUAUCGACGUUGGGCCGAAGUAUUCAAUCUUCAAUAUGCACUAUGGAGUCCUGGAGAUAAAGGUGAUGCUUGUAAACAUGAAGGAAACACUAGGGUGAAUGUGGCUGACGUUGUUAGUGAUGUCAUCAACUUAGUUCAAAAUGAAAAUCGAUAUAGAAGUGGUUAUAUAUCACGAGCACUCGAUAUUAUACGGAAAGAAUAA
Molecule: messenger RNA, 1203 nt
Organism: Rotaria sp. Silwood1
Lineage: Eukaryota; Metazoa; Rotifera; Eurotatoria; Philodinida; Philodinidae
Source: the annotation of a GenBank genome assembly